Molecule: messenger RNA, 2749 nt
Organism: Patella vulgata (common limpet)
Lineage: Eukaryota; Metazoa; Mollusca; Gastropoda; Patellidae
Product: arrestin domain-containing protein 4
Exons: 2
Coding region: 594-1793 (399 amino acids)
Biological process (GO): protein transport
Cellular component (GO): cytoplasm
Source: RefSeq, a predicted model, not a curated record
GAAAGAAUUAGUGUAAUUAAAAGAGAAACAGCUCAAUCAAGACUAUUAUUAUAACAUCACUAAAGAUCGUUAAGUUUACUCCAUUACUGUCAAUCUAUCUAACUAACCAAGCUGAUAAUACCCUAAUUGACGGACUGAAUUAACACUAAUCCCUUCUAAUCCCUAUCACAACAACUCCCACCUAGCUCCUAAACUCCACACAAAAACUGACGCGAUUAUAACAGAUUAGCUCCCUAAUGCUCCUCUGAAGUUCCUGAAACAAACAAGAGGCUUGUGAUCACAAACUGGACUGGGAUUAGCUAAUCCAUUUAUUUAAAUAAGCCAGUGAGAAAAAAAAUAUCCUUCUGUGGCUUCUAGAAGAGAUACUUCUAUAGUUUGUAGGUUUUGGUUCAGUUAUUGGUGGGAGUGGACGUAAAACCACAGAAACGAACAAACAACGGUUCAGUUCAGUUUACAGGAUUAUGUGGACAGUUAAGGAUGGGAAAGUUUCAAUGGAAUAUAGAUCAGAUUUGAGUGUCAGAAAAGAUACUGUAUACAACAAUGAUGAUACUUCCCUGUGAAUAAUAAAUUUAGCAGAAGUCUUCACAAUCAACAUGUCUGCUAUUGAUAGUAUAAAUAUUUCUCUCGAACAUGAUAUAGAUGAACAAUAUCAAUACCAACCAGGGGAAAUAGUUCGUGGAUAUAUCUGUGUGAUGUUACGUCGUCCAACACUUAUUCGUUCCGUAUACCUCAGUAUUUAUGGUGAGGGAAAUGUAAGCUUUGAAGAUGACAGAACCGGCGAUGUCCAUCAGGCCCAGGAAACUUAUAUUGACUCGUCGUCCAUGAUUGUUGAGGCCAACAGUGGUCGUCCCUUAAGUCUUCCAUCAGGAAGUAAGAAUUUCCCGUUCGAGUAUCAACUGCCGGAAAAUCUUCCCUCAUCUUUUAUAGGAAAAUAUGGAAGUGUUACGUAUAUUCUUAAAGGAACUGUUCAAGGCAUCAAAUCAAACGACACAGGAAUAACUAGUGAACCAUUUCUGGUUUUACAGAAAAGACCGUUACCUGCAUCGAUAGAAUCACCAAUUUUGUUAAAAGGAUCGAAACGGGUGUUGAAGGGAUGUUCAUUAGGCAAAAUAUCUGUCGAAGCCGGCGCAGACAAACAUGGAGGAAUUCCUGGUGAGGAUAUUUUUAUACAUGCUGAAGUAAAAAAUCGCAGUGCAAGACGCAUUAAUUUGAUCCAGGCUGCCAUUGUUAUGAAUAGCAGAUAUCACGCCGACAAGAAAACUGUAACUUUCAGUCAAAUCGUCAAUCGUAAGAAAGAUGAAACAAAUAUGGGAGAAAAUGAGGGUCGACGCUGGCUGCAUUCACGUCUGACAGUACCGCCGUAUAUUCCAGAAACUCGUCUAGAGCAUUGUGACAUCAUUGAGAUAUCGUAUACUUUUCAGUUCCGUGUGGAGAUAUCUGGAGGCGCUGAAAUUUGUUUGGAAAGUCCUCUCUUGAUUGGCGCUCAUCCAGACGGCCUUGAACUUCCAGAUAAACAGACGAUGAAUAAGAUGGUUAAUAGUCAAUGGACUGUACGCGAUAAGGGACUAGGAUUAGAUUCCGAGCAAAUCGCCAUUGAUGAAGAUCGUGACAUCAAUAACUGGCACGGGGGAGUGAUUCCUGAAUUACGAAGCGACUCAGCAAUAUCAAAUCCAUUAUUCAGACAAGGUUCCUUUUUGAACAAUAACGGAAAAUAUCCAGAGGAAAUGAAAAUCAGAAAACGAUCUCGACAGCAGAGCGAUCGGGUUGAAAUAAUGGAAAGUACAAAACUAUGAGAAUAGUUUAUUUUAAUUCCAAAAUCAAAAUGACCGGAACUGAAAUGGACAAAUGGUAUUAAAGUGUGUUUUUGAAAUUGAUUAAAUUGUGAAGAUAUUCCGAGAGGAUAAGUGAUUCAAUAUAUUUUAUAGGAAUAAAAUAUGGAGUAUGAACACUUCCAAACAUUCACUGUAUUUUCCCUUCAUUUACUACUCCCACUACUGUUAGAGUUUUUGAUUUUGUGGCAUUGCUUAAACCAUCCGAUAUGUGGCAUUGCUUACACCAUCUAAAUAUGUGACAUUGCUUACACCAUCCAAUUAUGUGGCAUUGCUUACACCAUCUAAAUAUAUGACAUUGCUUACACCAUCUAAAUACAUGACAUUGCUUACACCAUCUAAUUAUGUGGCAUUGCUUACACCAUCCGAUUAUGUGACAUUGCUUACACCAUCCGAUUAUGUGGCAUUGAUUACACCAUCUAAUUAUGUGGCAUUGCUUACACCAUCUGAUUUAUAAAAUAAACCUGUAUUAUCAUGAUCAGAAUUUGUGAUGAAUUUCAACAUAACACAACCAAGUGGUUUGUGUGGAUUCCAUUCUUGUGAAGGUUAUACAGGAUUGAAUUAUCAACAUUCAUAUUUAUUUAGUGACACUCCAUGGAUUUUUUGAUAUAUGUUCGUGUUUUAUGUUCUGGUAACCAUAUAAAUGGAUUAGCAAUAUUAAUAAUUCACUCAUGGAGAUUUUACUGGGACAUAGUAGCCAUAUAAUGGAUUAGCAAUAUUAAUAAUUCACUCAUGGAGUUUUAACUGGGAAGAACUUGGAUAAAGCUUAAUGAAAUAUUGGAAGUUUUAGUAAAUAUUAAAUUAUUUUGCAUGUAAAAAAUGAAUUAUGGUCCAAUCAGUGCCAAGACAUGAGAGUCAAACAUGAUCACAUUUUAUUGUAUAUUAAUUAUUUUCAUUUUUACAUUAAAUUUAUCACAGUU